Messenger RNA from Cornus florida, 648 nucleotides. RefSeq lists its product as uncharacterized. Bases 97 to 648 code for a protein of 183 amino acids. Lineage: Eukaryota; Viridiplantae; Streptophyta; Magnoliopsida; Cornales; Cornaceae. The transcript is spliced from 3 exons. The record is from RefSeq and is a predicted model, not a curated record.
GCUUCUGCUUCAGGCCCCCCUUCUAUCCCCAGCUUACCGCCAUGGGCCCCUCGGUACACCCGAACGGAUGGGACGUUCGUGAAACCGAACGAGACCAUGCUGAAGGAUGGCCAGACCGCUAUGGCCUACUACAGGAGCAUGUGGACUCCGAAGGACCUUGAGGCGGCAAAGGGCCUUUCCCAGAAGGACGUGUUCAGUCGCUUUCCCCAAUCUGCUAUGGAGACAUUGUUCGGGAUGAUGGCCAUGCAGAAGCAGGUGGAGAUGGGGAACGCCAGGGCCCGAAAGUAUUCUGACAGCCUGGAGGUGGCUAAUAAAGAAAACGACCUCCUUGCCAUGAAGAAUACCGAGGUGCUGGUUCGGCUUGACAAAGCCGAGCAAGAGAGAGAUGUCCUGAAGAAGGAGAAUGAUUCCCUUCAGGAUGAGAAGGACGCCCUCCAGCUUGAGAAGAGCGUCUGGCAGACUGAGCGGGAAUCAAUUAGGGAAGAGAAGUUGGAGGAGAUUCAAAAAAGAAAACUGUACAGAGAAGGCCAAGCCCAUGGGCUAAAGACCCUGAGGCCUCCAACAGAUAAAAACGAAAGAUGCAAAACAGAGGCCACGGAAAACAACAGAAUGGGUGUUAGUCAAGGGAGUUUAUUACAAAAUAGUUGA